This is a messenger RNA of Amblyraja radiata (thorny skate), 3433 nucleotides long. Its product is annotated as inter-alpha-trypsin inhibitor heavy chain H3-like. NCBI's taxonomy places the organism in Eukaryota, Metazoa, Chordata, Chondrichthyes, Rajiformes, Rajidae. Gene Ontology annotation, molecular function: serine-type endopeptidase inhibitor activity. The coding region runs from base 139 to 2892 and encodes 917 amino acids. The record is from RefSeq and is a predicted model, not a curated record. Gene Ontology annotation, biological process: hyaluronan metabolic process. The transcript has 22 exons.
UGAUGUAUUGCAUAAACUAGUGGGUCAGCAAUAUGUAUUCAUUGUAGGAGUAGGAUCAAUGCAACGAUUACUUAUUAACAGAUCUCAGAAUAAAACCAGGCUCCCUGCACCUUGUUUGACAAGCACGCAUUGUUGAAAAUGAAAACAAUGUUGUCCUUCCUUUUGCUAAUUUCUAUUCCAAUAUUAAUAUCUUCUGAAUUCAUUUUAACCGAAUCAGAGCAGCCUCAGAAUGAUUAUGUCGAUACUCGGACAAAUAUUCUUGGUCCGAGAACAUUGAAGAAGAGAAGUAUCGACACUCAUGGCACAGAACCUCUGAGGGAGCUUGAAAUCUGUGGCAUGAAGAUUGAUUCCAAAGUCACGUCUCGAUUUGCUCACAAUGUGAUAAUUAGCCGAGUGGUGAAUCGAGCUAAUGUAUCGAAGGAAGCCUUCUUUGAGAUCGAGCUGCCCAAAACCGCCUUCAUCAGUAACUUCAGCAUGACUCUGGAUGGAGUGACCUAUGUGGGAAUAGUGAAAGAGAAAGAAGCCGCCCAGAAACAGUACCAACAAGCAGUUUCACGGGGACAGACUGCAGGGCUCGUACAGGUAUCCGGAAGAAAAAUGGAAAAGUUUAAAGUUUCAGUUAAUAUUGGAUCAACCAAGAAAGUCACAUUUGAAUUAACCUACGAAGAAUUAUUAAAACGGAACCUGGGUAAAUAUGAAAUGAACAUCCGAGUGAACCCAAAGCAACUGGUAAAACAUUUCCAGAUUGAUGUACACAUUUUUGAACCACAAGGCAUUUCCUUUCUGGAUGUUAAUUCCACUUUCCAAAUGAAUAAUCUGACUUCUCUUGUGAAAAAGACACUAAGUGGAACAAAGGCGCACAUAUCCUUCAAACCAACUCUGGAACAACAGCGUAAAUGCCCUGACUGUCAUGACACGGUUCUGAAUGGAGACUUCUUUGUAUAUUAUGAUGUCAAUAGAGAUUUGUCUGCUGGCAGUAUCCAGAUUGUAAAUGGAUAUUUUGUGCAUCAUUUUGCACCAGCUAACUUAACCAAGAUUCCCAAAAAUGUUGUGUUUGUGAUAGACCACAGUGGAUCCAUGUCUGGGACCAAAAUGCAUCAGACAAAUGAAGCUCUUUUAAAAAUUUUGGCUGAUAUGCAUGAACAGGAUCAUUUUGCCAUCAUUAUCUUUGAUCAUGAUUAUUCAACAUGGAAAGAUACUGUUUUUCAAGCAACUCCAGAGAAUGUGGCUGAAGCUAAAAAUUUUGUAAGAACUAUACACGCUUCAGGAGGAACAAAUAUUAAUGGUCCCAUGCUGGAAGCAGUGCAACUUCUGGACAAAGCUCAUAGAGACAAGCAACUGCCUGAAAGGAGUAUCUCCAUGAUUAUUCUGUUAACUGACGGUGAUCCAAACAGCGGAGAGUCAAACCCAUCAAAAAUUCAGGAAAAUGUUAAAAAUGCUGUACGGGAAAAGUACAAUGUGUACGCCCUUGGGUUUGGUUACGACGUGAAAUUCAGCUUUCUGGAGAAAAUGGCACUGGAGAAUAAUGGUAUUGCACGGCGGAUUUAUGAGGAUUCGGAUGCCCCCUUACAACUGCAGGGAUUUUAUGAUGAAGUGGCAAAUCCCUUGCUUUUGGAUAUUGAAAUUCUGUACCCUGAGAAUGCCGUUUCAGAUUUAACUCAAACCAGUUUUAGACAAUAUUACGAUGGGUCAGAAAUCGUUGUGGCGGGCAGGAUUUCAGACAAUUCUCUACAAAUACUUACAGCAGAGGUCAAUGCUCAAACAGCCAAUGAAAAUCUGACUUUAUCUGCUGAUGUGAAUAUACCAGAGGCUGAGAAUAUUAUUCAACAGCAACAAUACAUUUUUGGUGACUUUACUGAGCGACUGUGGGCUUAUUUGACCAUACAGCAACUCUUAGACCAGCGGGUUUCUGCAAGAGCAGAUGACAAGAAAAACCUCACAGAUGAAAUUCUGUCACUUUCGCUGAAAUACAACUUUGUUACAUCACUGACGUCAAUGGUUGUUACAAAACCUGAGGAUACCAAGGAUGAAACCUCUGUGGCUGACAAGCCAUCUGAUGAUGAGAGACCCGAGCAACGGAGAUAUUACGCUCCUCCCGCUUCUAUCCCAUCUUCAUCCUACACAUAUGUUGACAGUGAUCCCCAUUUCGUCAUUUCAACCAACAACCACAGAGAUGCCGUUUGUUUCAACAUUGAUGGGAAGCCUGGUUCAGUCCUAAACUUGAUCUCGGAUCCACACACUGGUUUUGUGGUAAAUGGCCAGUUGAUUGGAGAUAAAAAGGUAGAAAAAAACAACAAAUUAAGUACCUAUUUUGGAAAAUUUGGAAUUGUGAACAGCAACAUGGAUGUAAAAGUGGAAGUAUCGACUCAGGUGAUCACAGUGUUUCAUGGAGAGGACAAGAUGGUUUUCCCGUGGUCAGCAACUGCAUCUGUAACAAAACAGAGCUUCUCAAUCUCAAUUGUGAAAGAAAGGAAUCUCACACUCAGGAUGGGAGAUGACGCAUCAUUUGUCAUCGUGCUGCAUCGCGUCUGGAAAUAUCAUCCUCUACACCGGGAUUUCCUGGGAUUUUAUACACUCGACAGCCACAGGCUCUCCAACAUGACCCAUGGAUUACUUGGCCAGUUUUACCAUGGAGUGAAUGCUGAGGUAUAUGACAUGAGCCCCAGCUUAGAUCAAGGCAAACCUCAUGCGACAAUGGAUGUGAAAGGUCACAAACUCAGGGUGACAAGGGGGUCCCAGAAAGAUUACAGACUCAAUCUGAAACAAGGUACCAACGUUUCGUGCUGGUUUGUUCACGACAACGGGAAAGGAUUUAUUGACGGAAUUCCCACUGACUAUGUUGUUCCUUCGUUAUUUGAUUAUUUUUAUCCAAGUGGUGAGAUGGAAUGGUGAAAAUGUAUCCCUUUGCCAUCCCUUUCCUGGUUUUAUUGUUCAAUCACUACAUCUUAAACACGAUACAGCUGCACCCAUUUCCUCUCUUUCAAUCAUGGAUUGUUGCAGUAAUUUAUAAUGGACGUUGCACAUUGAGCUGACAAGUAUCAAUCAUAGUACCUUGUGGCCAGACACACAAUGCUGGAGUAACUCCACGGGACAGGCAGCAUCUCUGGAGAAAAGGAAUAGGUGACGUUCCAGGUCGAGAUCCUUCUUCAGAGCCCAAAACACCACCCAUUCCUUCUCCCCAACGAUGCUGCCUGUUCUGCUGAGUUACUCCAACAUUUUGUGUCUAUCUGGCAUCUGCAGUUCCUUCCUACACAUAGCACCAUGUGGUAUCAACAGCAAUUGUCCAUUCACCUGAUGAUGGCACAUGUUAAUAUAGACUGAACUCCUUGCCAACUGAGUGGGAAAGAUUUAAAAAACAGUUUCCGCCAAGCUUCCUAGUUUAAUUCAAUAACCACUUUGACACAAUACUAAUGACUCUAGUGGCAAUGAUGAC